Ichthyophthirius multifiliis is the source of this 645-nucleotide messenger RNA. RefSeq lists its product as hypothetical. The record is from RefSeq and is a predicted model, not a curated record. The transcript has 4 exons. NCBI's taxonomy places the organism in Eukaryota, Ciliophora, Oligohymenophorea, Hymenostomatida.
AUGUUGUUGAAUGAAGACAAGAACGAACAUUAAAUAUAAAUAUCUUGCCUUAACUUCCUUACUUUAGUUGGAAAAGAGCCCGAAUACACUAAUUUCUUCGAAUAAAAUUUAGAAGGAAUUUUUUCGGAAAUAAUUUUCCCUUUUUUAGUAUCUACAAGAAAAGAAUACGAACUAUUGACUGAAAAUCCUGAAGAUUUUAUCCUUUUAUAGGAAGAUUGUUGUAAUAAAUAGACUGGAGAUUCCCCUAAAACUGCCGCCUACGACCUUACAGCCUUUUAUACAUGCUUAUAUACAAUUUUCGAAUUCCUAAAAGGCGAAAAAAGCCUACAAUUAGCCUCCAUAGAAGCCCUAGAUAGUAUGUACUUCGAUUAAUAGCAUUCCUAAAGGCUUAUUUAGACAAUAGAUAGGGCUGUGGAGGUACUUACAGGCUUAUUGGUGGUAUUUAAAGAUGUUAACAAUAGAUUUUUUGACCUCUUAUACUCUAUAAGUAUUAAAUUUGCUUCUCAUAUUAAGUUCAAUUAGGCUCUAGUGGGUAAAAUAGUAGGUUCUAUAUGUUAAAGAAUGUGUAUAGAAUACGAUAAUGUUAAAAAUAUGAAAGAUUAGAACUCUACUUUAUGGUAUGAGUAUUAUAAAAGGAAUAUGUGA